Penicillium concentricum is the source of this 300-nucleotide messenger RNA. RefSeq lists its product as uncharacterized. The record is from RefSeq and is a predicted model, not a curated record. NCBI's taxonomy places the organism in Eukaryota, Fungi, Ascomycota, Eurotiomycetes, Eurotiales, Aspergillaceae. The transcript has a single exon. Bases 1 to 300 code for a protein of 99 amino acids.
AUGUCACAGCCUCGAGACAUCCCGCAGAAAUCCAAAACUUCAUACUUCCCAGACCAGAGCUAUACUGCAACCAGCCCGACCCAGAUGUCCAGCAUGGGUUCGCCCCAAUCCCCGAAGGUGGACUGCCCUAAGCGUGCAUCUACUCCCACCCGCAAGAACAGCGACGACUACAAACGUUACAGUGGAACUGUCAACCACUACGGUCGUCACUCCAAUGACUGGCUAUUCGGAGGCUUCAGUGUUCGCGAGACUGUUCGUGAUAGCCUCGAUAAGCUUCGCAGCCAGGACAAGGAAAGCUGA